Molecule: messenger RNA, 968 nt
Organism: Triticum dicoccoides
Lineage: Eukaryota; Viridiplantae; Streptophyta; Magnoliopsida; Poales; Poaceae
Exons: 3
Coding region: 113-652 (179 amino acids)
Source: RefSeq, a predicted model, not a curated record
CCGGAGGCCCCCCAAAUCGACGGACACGCUCCCUAUACUUUGCUAGCGAAAGCAAUCCCCCAGAGCAGGAAACCGACGAAGAAGAAGCGGAUCGAUCGAGUCGGCGAGAGCGAUGGCGGCGCUCCGGCACGCGGCGAAGAGGCUCUGCGAGCGUGCGCUCCAGCAGCGAGGAGCGCAGGUGAGGUCUUCGGUCGUGGCGGAGGGACCUCGGCGGCUCUUGCUAAACGGCGCUUCCCCUGGCCGCCGGCGCAUGUCCACCUCCUCCAUCAGUGGCAAGCCGACAUCUAGUGCAGCGCCUCACGGCGAGCUGGAAUUGCUGGAAAUGCGAUUCAAUAAGAAGAAAGAAGAGAUGUAUGAUUUGCUUGUAGCGGUGAAAAGCUCUGAACUUUACCCAGAGUUGUCCUGGGAAGACAUCCAAACUCAUCGGCUCAUCACUCACCUUGCUGCUCAAGUGAAGCCUAGGCCUCAUGACCCAAUUUGGCGCAGGUUCCGAGGAAUAAGAAGACUCAAUGAUUUUAACACUAUAUGUGCUCCUCUGGGAUAUUUUGGUCUGCUCGCCUACUGCGUGGCAACUAACAUGAAAGAAGAUGGCGCUACAAGCAAGAAUAGUGAAGCCAAUUUCGUCUCCGAGCCAAAGAACGAUAUGAACUAGCUUUAUAUUAAAAGUCUAGAAAGUCUCCUGAGCUUAUGUAAUUAGUGAUAUGAUGACAUCUAGUUGUAGUUGUAGGUUUCGCUGGAUGCUGGCAACGUUAAUGGAAUCAGCCUGAAGUUGGAGUGGUCGUGCAAGUCCUUUUAAAUUAACUUUUAUGUGACGAAAGAGAACAGAAAAUCCGGCGAUAUCUUUAGGUAACUUGUCAUGUUUAUUUCUUGUGAGCAGAAAGCUUCAGGGUGGUCCCUCUUGAACUAAGCUACCAAGCAUGUCUAUAUUGUCAUGCCUGCUUAUAUGGAAACAUGUGAGCUUUGUUCAG